AUGUUAUCUAUCUAUCUAUCUAUCUAUCUAUCUAUCUAUCUAUCUGCGCUUAUAUGUACAAAUAUGUUGAUUGAUUCGCUUUAUAAGGAUUAUCAACAUUUUUUUUCUCUUUUUGUCGCGUAUCUAAUUAACUCUUUCCUUCAACUAUCCUUUCUCUUUUUUCUUUGCACACCUGACUCUUUUUUCUUCCUCUUUUUGGAUCAUCUUUGUUCUCCGACCUUCCUCGAUUUCCCGCCGCACCCAAAAACUGCGUUGAUGAUCAAUCUGUGCUUUGCCGCCAUUUUGGUCACCGUUUCCCCUCACAUCGCAUUUCAAUCUCUUUUUUCUUUGUUCCCUCUAUUUCUCUUAGUUUUUGCUUUAUUAAUUCUUUUACUCUUUCUUUCUUUCUUUCUUUCUUUUAUAGUUAUUUUGGAUUUCUUUUUUUUUCUUUUCAUUGUUAAUAUUGUAUACCUUUGUGGAUUUUUUCAUAUUUCUUUCUUUCUCUCUUUCUUUCUUUCUUUCUUUCUUUCUUUCUUUCUUUCUUUCUCUUUUCUUUUGUUUUUUUUCCUUUCUUUUUUAUUUAUUUCGACUUUUCUUUUUCUUUUAAUAUUUGAUAUUUUAUUCCUUUAUGUAGUUUUUCAUAAUUUCUUUCUUUUUUCCUUCCUUCCUUCCUUCCUUCCUUCCUUCCUUCCUUCCUUCCUUCCUUCCUUCCUUCCUUCCUUCCUUCUUUUUUCCUUCCUUCCUUCCUUCUUUCCUUCCUUCCUUCCUUCCUUCCUUCCUUCCUUCCUUCCUUCCUUCCUUUUCUUAUAA
Acanthosepion pharaonis is the source of this 789-nucleotide messenger RNA. The record is from the annotation of a GenBank genome assembly. NCBI's taxonomy places the organism in Eukaryota, Metazoa, Mollusca, Cephalopoda, Sepiida, Sepiidae.